CCCAAUGGGAGCCUGCAAAUCGUGGUGCGUCCUUCUUUGUGACGAAGUCACUUACGAACCGGACUCAAAGCCAAAAAGUCCAUCGUCAUACGCGCUGAGAUUGCGGCCCACUGACGUCACAAUUCCAGACGCGCCAAUUUCAGAACUUUUACCUAACAACUUGAAGGUCGUAGCAACCUUGUGUUUUGUCUGCGUUUGCUCUUCGUUGUGUGAACACGGACUCCUGUUUCGGUGCACUUUUUCGUGCUCAGUUACAGUCAAUUCACGGAGAUUUUAUCCUGAGAGAUAUUUUCUUGAGUGAAAUUAUAAAGCGAAUCAAAAUGUUCAACUUUGCAGCAGCGUUUUCUGAGAGGAUCAGAUAUUCUCGUAGCACCAAAGUGGUGCGUUUCGUGCCGGAUGAUGAUGGGGGAAGUUCCCCGGAGCCAGCACACGGAGGCGGCGGUGAGAUCCCAAGGUGCCGAGAUGGCAACUCGCCUGCCUCCCUGGAUGAUGACUACGGUCUGACUUCAGCCAGGUGGAUCCAAUCCAGAGGUGAUACCGGGGUGAGAUCGACAAUCACAGGCCAGACUUCUGGCCAAGCCCCACUACAGGUAUCACAAGGCCGAGUCAGUGGUGAUUCUGCCCAAGAUCAGCAGAAUCCCAAUAAACCACAGGAGGGACUCCCUUUAAAGAGUCUUCUACCCCAUAAGAAGUUUUGGCGUUACCGACGCACCAAGGUCCGGCCGAUGGUCGCCAGUGUCUCCCGGUCGGCACAGCGGCCCCAUCUUGCUGCCGAAGACUCCGGAGAUGGCAUGCUACUGACAUCGCUAGCAGCCCCGUCUUCUUCGGAGAGAAGCCAGCAAAUUAUUGCACUGAAAUCUUGCCAAGCUACCACCGAUAUUGAUCUCCGGAGUUCAGGGUCCCCACUUGCUGCAAAGGAUAACCUAUCCCCGACCAUCAAACGCCGGCCAGAUCUCCCCAGCAAUUCAAAGUCCCAGCUGUCUUGGACAACGAGAUUGCGGAAUCUCUUUACAUCUAGAAAACACCGCAGUGCCACCGCCGUUGUGCCCUUUCAGGCAGCCGGAGCAUCGGCGGAAUGGCGACCCGACGAACUCAUGAACAAACCCAGCGCACCAGAGCCCAAGAGCGACAAGAGUGUAGCUCUGAAGACGAAGAUUGAUGAGAGGAGAUUUGAAGCAGACGGGGUAUCUCGAGUGCCUCACCACUGGCAGACCAGUGCCAACGUGACGACCAGGGCAACUUUACUCGACACUGCCCCUAUGCCGCUCCCAGGGGUACCCCAGUUUGACGGAGAGUGCCAGCACAGCUCACCCCCUGCUCCACGAAUCUGCUCCACCUCACCGCGGGAGUCACCCUCUUCUUCGGAACACAGUGUCUCCUCCAAGCCGUCCAUCCUAAGGCCUGCAUCCCGGCUGUCUUGUCAGCAAGGCGCAGUGAUGACGAGCGGAGAUAGAGCAUCCAAAGGAGGAGAUUCAAUCUUCAGCCCACCCAGUCCUCCGACAAGAGAUGAUCCACUUUCCUCUCCCUCUCUGCCAUCUUUGCGGCAAUCACGAGAAGCAGCAAGCGAGGAGGGAGAUGGAGCACUUGGAGACAGAAGAUCAAUUUCCAAACAGCCGCACCCACCUUCUCCUAAGAGUAAAGUAACACCUUCUUCUCAGGGCUCACUGUCUUCCAUUCAGAAGAAGCAAGAAGCUGUGGAGCAAGGUGGAAAUGGCACACCAACUACACGCGGGGGUCUAAUAUCAAAGCCCGCACUGGUUAAGUCCAAAAGAACUCCAGGUUUCCAGGAACAGAAAGGAGUUCAUGUCAGGAAACUUGAAAAGCACUAUUACCAGACUAUGUGGGCUAAUACUGAACAGUCAUUGAGCCAGCCACCACCGGUACAAAACAUGACACCCAACGUCACCAACGGCGUCAAAAUGAGAGAAAGGGCGUUAAAACGAGUGGAACAAGUCGCCCUGAAGAUUGACGUCUCUUUCAUCUACGCAAACCUCGAGGCUGCCAAGGUGACAUCUCCGCAGUGCCGCUGGGUUGAUGUCUUACAGCGCAUCAUCCAGCGUAGUCAGGAACUGCGCCAAAUGAGGCUUGAAAAGAAGCAAGUGCCGUACACCAGUGAAGAAAUCAGGGGUAUCGAACUAAACGCUUACAGAGCGCGGGAGAAACUGUACUUGCUGAAGCAGAUGAUUACAGCUGCUAGUUUUGUCCAAGCGCAACCUGGGGAAGAACGGAGACGAUUUUUUCACCAUAUCUGCAAUACGCCGCCCGAUUUGAAAAGGUCACAGGCAACGCUGUCUGAGAAAACCACUACUCAGACAUCGAAUGAACCUUCUCGUGCUCCCCGGAAGUGUGCUCCUGGUCAAAAUCAGGCUAUCUUGGCCAUCAUCUCCAAGGAAACUGCCUCUAAGAAUCCAAAGAGCAGAAUUUUGGAAAGAAAAGGACCAGCUACGGAGAUUGCUCCAAGUCGAGAACAGGGAACCGAGAGUCUCCAAAUCUCUCCUCUCCAAAUCUUCAAGAGGAUGACUCAUAAGAAGUUGAGGCGCUGCAUCAAAGAAAAGACCAUCAAAGCUCAGACGAGUGAUUCGAAUUCAAGACCUGCAUCACCCCUUACUACGCCCAAAUCUUGCAGUUCGGAGCAAAAAAAGAGCCUGCCACCGACAAUGCUGAGGAAGAGCUCCCCUGGGGCAUCAUCUCAAAUUCCGAGAAAGACUUCAAGUCCUAAUAACACUCCAUCUGGAUUAUCAACAAGGAAGUCCCCAAGCAAGACCAUGAGUGUUGCCAGCAUCUCCCCGUCAAAGACCACGCAUCCUAAAAUAGCACCAUCGUGUCUGAAGAAGAUCUUACCGGGCCAUUUGCAGGGCCCCUACCCAACUGUUGACUCAGGUGACUUGGAAUACGUCAUGACCAGUUCUGGGAGCAAGGUGGUCUUAGGACGUGGCGAUAACGGGGAGGUCUUACUGAUGCGUCGCCAUGGUGACGGUACACUCCUUGCUGUCAAGAAACUUUCCAAUAAUCGCUUCAGGAUCACGGUGGACAAACACAUGCUCCGAGAGGUUGCUGCUAUGCAAGCCGUGUCCAGCUGUCCCUUCUUUCCGAAGCUUUUCGGCGUGGUCGACAACAGCUCCUUCGCUCAGGAAUUCCUUGGGGACGAGAGCACCAACCUCGCCAUGGAUUUUGCCGCAGCACGGUUCAGCCACGGCCUGCUGACGGCACGCGAGUGGCUAAAUGUCUGUCGGGACGUCACAGAGGGCUUGAAGGUGUUACACCGUACCGGAUGGGUGCACAACGACCUGCACGUCGGCAAUGCCAUGCUGUGUAAGAGUCCACCGGGGUCAAAGAUUGGAUGGACGGCAAAGAUUAUUGACCUGGGGCUUGCCCACCCACUCCAAAAUCUUCCCCCUGCCUACAACCUGACUCAUGAAGAAAAGCAGUGUUACUACCAGAUGUGCAAACAGGUUGCCCCCGAGAUAGUCGAAGGCAAGACCCAGUUCUCCACCAAGUCAGACAUCUACAGCCUCGGCAAGCUGUUCAAGGACAUAGCCUACAACUCGAGUUCUCUGCAUGGCUUGCGACAUCUCGGCUUGGCGUGCAUGAUUCGCAACCCGGCUCACAGACCGACGCUGAAUACGGUCCUCAAGAAACUAGACGGUCUGUGUUCCAAGGUGGCGAAAUCCAAGCUACCUCCAUUGCCUCCACCUUAAAGAUGAGACCAUCCAUGCUUGUGUCGAAGUACAUCAACUCAUCAAUUAAUCUCAUCGUUGAAAUGUAUUUUGCAUAUGGGCAAACCUUUAUCCUGUGAGAGCAGGGGUGGAGAUAACAGCUCUUAUUUUUUCUGACAUCGUCACAAUGCAUGUUUUCUUUGCGUUAAGAAUCUAAAGUUUUUCCGGGAUUCUGUGAUCAUUUUGCUAGCAAAAUGUUAGGCAUGGGCCUUAUUAAAGAACUGACCAGGUUUUGGAAUGUGAGGUUUUCAGUAGAAGCCCCCCCCCCACAGUUAGGGAUGGAUUCUACAAAUAUGGCUCUUUUGGGACUAAGUAAAACACUGGAAAAGCGUGCUUUUGCUUUUUGCCAAAUCACGUCAGAAACCCAAACGUCAAGGGAUAUGCAUGUUUCAGUUAUGAUUUUUGCUCCACAUAUAAUUUAUGAGGGAAAAGUUUCUCCCAUUUUUGCUCUGUUUCACCGAAAUCAAUCUUUGCACGGUGUUUCAUUUAUCCUUGUGUUUCAUCGAGCGGUAGCGGUGACAGUGUUGAAGAAAACAGUGCCCCAUGCUGACCGACAACUUUAUUAAUUUUGUGUAAAGUGCCCGCCAAGUUUGUGCACCACAAUCUGCCAGUAAAAUGUAGGACUUAAAAUGUUUAAAUAUCUGAACUAUGCAAUCUAAUAUAAUUUUGAGAACAUUCAUCCCUGAUAACACUGAAAUGUACUUGAACUAAACAAGUUUGGAGACUAACUGAUUGUAAUGUGUUUAGACUCAACCUUACUUGACCCAGUUCAUUUGUCAAAUAUUUGUGUUGGCGUUUCCAUAACAGUUACAAAAUAACAGUUUAUUUUAUUUUUACAAACACAGACGGUAUCACUGGUAUUAAAGACCA
This is a messenger RNA of Acanthaster planci (crown-of-thorns starfish), 4586 nucleotides long. RefSeq lists its product as uncharacterized. Gene Ontology annotation, biological process: signal transduction; protein phosphorylation. Lineage: Eukaryota; Metazoa; Echinodermata; Asteroidea; Valvatida; Acanthasteridae. Gene Ontology annotation, molecular function: protein kinase activity; ATP binding. The record is from RefSeq and is a predicted model, not a curated record.